AUGCUCAAAUCCUGGGUCGCAUGUCUUCGUAUUCAAAAGGGAAGUCUCACCAAGCAACCCAAGAGCGCGGCUGAGUUAAGAAGAAUCGCCGACUUCCAGGUCUUACCUCUUUUACUCGUUGGAUUUGCUACUUACCAGUUAGAUCGCACAAACCUUUCAAGCGCAUUGACCGGUGGCUUGGCAGAUGACCUAUCAAUCAGUCAAAACACGAUAAAUCUUGGCAACCAGUUGAUGUUUCUUGGGGUUAUCGCGCUAGAAAUACCGUCGAAUGUUGUUUUAUACAAGAUCGGUCCUCGUUGGUGGAUAGGGGGCCAAGUCCUCGUCUUUGGCAUCAUUGCCGCAUUGCAAAUCUUCAUUCGAAACGAGUCCGAAUUCCUAUUGACACGAGCCAUCCUUGGUCUUGCAGAAGCUGGAUAUAUUCCAGGUGCUAUGUUUACCCUCUCCACGUGGUACACGAAGGCUGAAAUCACGAAACGCAUUGCAAUUUUCUUUUUCGGUAUGUUCGGUGGCACAGCAAUAUCACCUUUGCUGGGAGCGGGGAUACUUAAAUUGGACGGCCAUGGUGGUCUUCUCGGGUGGCAGUGGAUUUUCUUGGAUGCAGUGGAGGGGGUUUGGUCGGUAGCCAUCUCGCUUCUAUUAUUGAUCUUCCUUCCACAGAGGGCAUCAUACGAACUAGUAUCUCAACACAAAUGUAUGGCUACCAAUGGCUGGUCAAUCAAAGAUGGCAAUAGACGAUUACCCCUGGCUGAGGUAUGGAGGAUCAUAACUUGUAUCCGAAAAUGGCCUCAUUUCCUUGCCACUGCAUGUGUAUUUGCAACUUGGAGUCCACUAACGACAUACACGCCGAGCAUCAUCAUGUCGUUAGGCUUUUCCCGGGUUAAAGCAAACGCAUUAGCUGCAGUCGCUAGCAUUUUGACGUUGCCAGUCGUUCUAUUCUUUGCUUGGUUUAGUGACAAAACGAAAAGACGCGGGAUGACAGUCAUGAUAGCUAUCAGUGCAUAUCUAGUCGCCAUCGUUAUUUUAAGGACUGCACAACCAUUUGCUAGCAGAUGGUGCAAGUUCGGGAUGUGGACUGCCGUGAAUGGUCUUGCUGUGGGCUAUCACCCAAUCCACAAUGCCUGGAUACAGAUCAAAUGCCGAACACCGGAGGAGCGCAGCAUUUUUUUAGCGUAUUUAGUUGUCGUGAGCGCAACCAGUGGGCUAAUGGGCGGUUCCCAACUUUUCCGCGAGGAUGAGUCCUCGACUCUUUACCCUCGUGGCCUUCUCAUAAUGAUUGGACUGGUCUUUCUGGGUCUUGUUUUAACUGCCUUACAAGAGAUCAUAUAUUUUCUGGAAGACCGGGAUGCCAAGACGAAGUCCGACUCUGUGGAUUCGAAUUCUGCUUGCUAA
This is a messenger RNA of Penicillium cataractarum, 1389 nucleotides long. RefSeq lists its product as uncharacterized. The transcript has 5 exons. The coding region runs from base 1 to 1389 and encodes 462 amino acids. Gene Ontology annotation, molecular function: transmembrane transporter activity. The record is from RefSeq and is a predicted model, not a curated record. Gene Ontology annotation, biological process: transmembrane transport. Gene Ontology annotation, cellular component: membrane. NCBI's taxonomy places the organism in Eukaryota, Fungi, Ascomycota, Eurotiomycetes, Eurotiales, Aspergillaceae.